AUGGCAUCACCAGUCAUGCGUGUUACUUGCAAAACACACAGCCUAACCUCCAUUGAAAAAUUCUAUGUGGAUGGUCUAGGACUAAAAAAAUUCUGCCCUGUGCAGAGAAUUGAUGAUCGUGAUGGUUUGACCUUGUGCCUCCCACAUGGGCGCUGGCAGCUGGUAUUCACACGAAAACAUUCUGGUGAUGCUGAAACUUUUGAACCACCUAAUGACUUCUUGUAUCUUACGUUUUAUGAACCGGAUAAGGGGACUUGGGAGGGUGUUGUGGAGAGAAUGGAGAAAUCUGGCUAUGUACCGAUGGACAAUGUCAAUGAUUCUUGGCAAAAAGGUGAGUUGAGGGUUGAGGACCCUGAUGGUUGGCAUAUUUUAUUUCAUAAUGAAGAUUGGCCUAUGGCGGAUGCAAUCGAGAGGGAUGUUUGA
Hymenoscyphus albidus is the source of this 423-nucleotide messenger RNA. The record is from the annotation of a GenBank genome assembly. NCBI's taxonomy places the organism in Eukaryota, Fungi, Ascomycota, Leotiomycetes, Helotiales, Helotiaceae.